AGGACCACGCCCCUGCAAGAAGGUAGCAAUUUGCUACGACCAUUGGGAAAUUAUCUGCCGCGGAAACAAUGGACACUGGUCAUAUAGUUGUGAAAACACGAAAGGAACUUGCAAGCAAUAUUGGCGACAAACUUGCAGAUCAUCGCUUAUUCCUUACUGCCAGAAAAUUCCUGUACGUUGCAUCUGUCGGUGUGUGCCAACUGGUAAUCGAAGCUCGGAACUACGACGCGCCGUCGAAGUGCCGGCCCCUCACCCCUCCCAGGUUUCUACCGUGGAAUCCACUGACGCAAGGGUCCCGGACAAGGAAAUACGACGACACUGCAGAACAACAUAUUCAAGCGUCAACGCACCACGUGACCUGCUGCUACCCCAUCUAAUCAGCUAUAAACGCCUACUGCACACCGGUGAUCACACUCGGGCAGUGGUGGCGGCGGCGGAUACACAGGAGCAGCACCUGAGAAAUUUUGCUCACUUUUGCAGGUUAGUUUGCUGUUCUGCAAAAUUUUUUUUCCGCACUUGUACCCAUUCCUAUAUUUUGCUGCUGCUCUACUGCCCGAGCAAGUGUUCCUUGUGUAACGCGUUUACUGAGAAAGUGUUGCUGAGCUUGUGUAACGCGUUUACUGAGCAAGCAGGUGUUCCUUAUGUA
Messenger RNA from Rhipicephalus sanguineus (brown dog tick), 646 nucleotides. RefSeq lists its product as uncharacterized. The transcript is spliced from 3 exons. Lineage: Eukaryota; Metazoa; Arthropoda; Arachnida; Ixodida; Ixodidae. The record is from RefSeq and is a predicted model, not a curated record. Bases 69 to 377 code for a protein of 102 amino acids.